AUGGUGUGUCUGUGGUUCCCAGGAAACUCCUGGAAGACAGCUUUGACGGUGAUCCUGAUGGUACUGAGUCCUCCUCUGGUUUGGGCCAGGGACACUCCAGUGUAUUUCAUAGAACAGGCUUUAUCUGAGUGUCACUUCUCCAACGGCACGCAGCGGGUGCGGUUUCUGGACAGAUACUUCUAUAACCGGGAGGAAUACGUGCGCUUUGACAGCGACGUGGGGGAGUUCCGUGCGGUCUCCGAGCUGGGGCGGUGGAGCGCCGAGUACUGGAACAAACAGAAGGACAUCCUGGAGCGUUUGCGGGCCGAGGUGGACACAUUCUGCAGACACAACUACGAGAUUAUUCACAGGUUCACAGUGCAGCGGAGAGUUGAGCCCACAGUGACUGUGUAUCCUACCAAGGCCUCAUCCCUGCAGCACCACAGCCUCCUGGUCUGCUUUGUGAAUGGUUUCUAUCCAGGCCAAAUUGAAGUCAAGUGGUUCCGGAAUGGCCAGGAGGAGGUAGCUGGGAUCAUUUCCACAGGCCUGAUUCAAAAUGGAGAGUGGGCCUUCCAGGUCCUGGUGAUGCUUGAAACAAUGCCUCAGAGUGGAGAGGUCUACACCUGCCAUGUGGAGCACCCAAGCCUGACGAGCCCUAUCACAGUGGAGUGGAGGGCACAGUCUGAAUCUGCCCAGAGAAAGAUGCUGAGUGGGAUAGGAGGCUUUGUUUUUGGUCUUCUCUUCCUCGGGGUGGGGCUAUUCAUCUACUUCAGGAAUCAGAAAGUAAGAAAAGGGUCAUCAUUCAACAAGGCCUCAGGGUGA
Messenger RNA from Condylura cristata (star-nosed mole), 801 nucleotides. RefSeq names its product DLA class II histocompatibility antigen, DR-1 beta chain. The record is from RefSeq and is a predicted model, not a curated record. The transcript has 5 exons. Bases 1 to 801 code for a protein of 266 amino acids. Gene Ontology annotation, molecular function: MHC class II protein complex binding. Gene Ontology annotation, cellular component: late endosome membrane; lysosomal membrane; MHC class II protein complex. Gene Ontology annotation, biological process: immune response; immunoglobulin production involved in immunoglobulin-mediated immune response; peptide antigen assembly with MHC class II protein complex. NCBI's taxonomy places the organism in Eukaryota, Metazoa, Chordata, Mammalia, Eulipotyphla, Talpidae.